Messenger RNA from Xenia sp. Carnegie-2017, 1165 nucleotides. RefSeq lists its product as uncharacterized. The transcript is spliced from 2 exons. The record is from RefSeq and is a predicted model, not a curated record. NCBI's taxonomy places the organism in Eukaryota, Metazoa, Cnidaria, Anthozoa, Malacalcyonacea, Xeniidae. Bases 218 to 952 code for a protein of 244 amino acids.
CCAGACAGGCGGAAAAGGCGAUGUAUUGUAUUUGCCAUAAGGCGAUCGAACAUUUGAAAUUUUUCAUUUUCUGUAAUUUGCGUUGGUCACCCACGCUGAACGACAGAAAGUAUAUAUAACCUGGCAGAAACGUUAGAUUUUCAAAAACCAAUAGAUCUUUCCGUAACGUUUUGGAGAAAGAGUGAAAAAAAGAGGAAUCAAUUCGUUUGAAUCAAGCAUGAAUACCGUUCAUAUUCUGUUGGUCGCUAUGCUUUGCUGUGUCUGGUCUAUAGCCUCUCGGCAUUUGCCUGGAGAAGGGGAAAGAAUUUCUCGUGCUGUGACGAAGAAACUAGAGAAAGAUGGCAGUAAUGAGCUGGAAGCAAGAUGUCUUCCGGGUCUCUGGUGUAAUAACGAAAACGACGAAGUGUCAGCCAAGAAAUCUAAGCCUGAUUCCUCACAGGAUUACCUUGUGGGAACUGAGAAACGUCCGAAAGAAAACUCACUAAAACAGGCAUUUUCGAUGGUGAAAAAGGCCCGCGAUGCUAUGUGCCUUCCAGGACUUUGGUGUAACAGAGAUAACGAGGAAGUGUUGGAACAAAAAAGCAAUAAACGCAAACUCUCUAUAUCACAACAGUAUCCUUUGCAAACUGAGAUCAGCUCGGAAAAAAUUGCAUUUAAAAAGCCACCAUACUUCGCUAAACAGCGCCGCAGUGCCAUGUGUCUUCCAGGACUUUGGUGUAACAGAGAUAACGAAGAAGUGUUGGAACAAAAAACUAAUAAACACAAACUCUCUUUAUCACAACAAUAUCCUUCGCAAACUGAGAUCAGCUCGGAAAAAAUUGCAUUUAAAAAGCCACCAUACUUCGCUAAACAGCGCCGCAGUGCCAUGUGUCUUCCAGGACUUUGGUGUAACAGAGAUAACGAAGAAAUGUCGGCAACAAAAUCACAACAGUACCCCGAAAAAGCCCAAUAAACAAUCUUAAGACGUGUUUUAGAUAAUGGAUUUUAAAGGAUUCGAAUGAAAGGCAUCUUUGAAGUAAAAACACAAGUUUUUAAAAUGUUAAAGUUUCUGGGAUUUAGAAAUCUGUAAUUUCGUUGAAGAUAUCUCAAAAUAUAUAAUUUUGUCCUAUUAAUGAAAUGAAAUGAAAUCUAUUAAACUACUAUAUCAAUAAAUUUACCAAACGAA